UGUUCAUGAACUGGAUUUAAUCAAGUUUCGAGUCCGUCUCUACACUUUUCUCUACAGAGAGAGAGGAGAAAAAAAAAAAAAAAUUGGAGAGAGAGAGAGAGAGAGAAGCCCUGUGGUAAAGCUAAGGAUCUGUCACAAAGACAGAUGGUGCAUCUGUACGAAUUCUGGUGUUGAUUGCAUAUCUUCCCUUUUACGGUUCUGCUACUGUGACUUUUUUUUGUCGUGGAGUAUUUGUGAAAAAAAGGGAUCUUGGUUUCCAUUUUCCUGCAUAGCGAAUAACUGAAGAUUAAGGGUGGAACAACGAUUUUUUCUGCAGUGCUUGUGGUAUAAAGUUGUGCACCUGUGAUGUGGUUUGCAGUCAUUCAUUGACUCAAGUGUAAAUUUCUUUUAUGCAACCAUAUUAAAGGAUAUAUUCAGUUAGGCCUGCGAGAGUAGUGGAGCAAAUGUCAUUCCGUAGUAUAGUUCGUGACAUGAGGGAUGGGUUUGGCAGUUUGUCAAGGCGGAGUUUUGAGCUGAGGCUGCCAGGUCAUCACAGAGGGAAAUCCCAUAGUUCAGUGAUUGAGUUGCAUGACCAGCCUGUGGUCAUCCAGAACAGUUGUUGGGCUAGCCUCCCACCCGAGUUACUGCGUGAUGUGAUUAAGAGAUUGGAGGCAAGUGAGAGUACUUGGCCUGCGCGGAAACAUGUUGUCGCCUGUGCUGCUGUAUGCAGGUCAUGGAGGGAAAUGUGCAAGGAAAUAGUUGCUAGUCCUGAGUUCUCAGGGAAAAUUACCUUUCCAGUUUCCCUGAAGCAGCCAGGGCACCGGGAGGGAACCAUUCAGUGCUUUAUUAAGAGAGACAAGUCAAACUUAACUUACCAUCUUUUCCUUUGCCUUAGCCCUGCUUUGCUUGUUGAAAAUGGCAAGUUUCUACUGUCUGCAAAAAGGACCCGUAGAACCACUUGCACUGAGUAUGUAAUCUCAAUGGAUGCGGAUAACAUAUCAAGGUCAAGCAGCACUUAUAUUGGAAAACUGAGGUCAAAUUUUCUAGGCACCAAAUUCAUAAUUUAUGAUACGCAGCCUCCUUACAACAAUACUCAACUUUCCCCACCUGGCCGGAGUAGAAGGUUCUAUUCAAAAAAAGUAUCUCCAAAGGUCCCCACUGGAAGCUACAACAUUGCUCAGGUCACUUAUGAGCUGAAUGUGCUUGGCACAAGGGGUCCACGUAGGAUGCACUGCACAAUGCACUCAAUCCCUGCAUCGUCCCUUGAGCCCGGUGGUUUUGUCCCGGGCCAACCUGAGCUCCUACCACGCUCCCUUGAAGACUCGUUUAGGAGCAUUUCCUUCUCAAAAUCAAUAGACAAUUCAACCGAGUUUAGCAGUGCGAGGUUCUCAGACAUUGUUGGGCCUCGAGAUGAAGAAGAUGAGGGGAAGGAGAGACCACUGGUUCUCCGUAACAAGGCACCAAGAUGGCACGAGCAGUUGCAAUGUUGGUGCCUCAAUUUUCGUGGAAGAGUGACUGUUGCCUCUGUAAAAAAUUUUCAACUGAUUGCUGCAACGCAACCUGCUGCUGGUGCACCAACACCAUCACAGCCACCCCAGUCUGAUCAUGACAAGAUAAUUCUGCAAUUUGGUAAGGUUGGCAAGGACAUGUUUACUAUGGAUUAUCGGUAUCCUUUGUCCGCGUUUCAGGCUUUUGCGAUCUGCUUGAGCAGCUUUGACACUAAAUUGGCAUGUGAAUAAGGAAGAACGAACACGGCAAGAAGACAUAGAACUUUCGGUAGUUACUUAGCCUUUUUCCUUUCUAGGGUUUCAUUGGACGUGGGAGAGAGAGUCCCGAGUCGCGGAGGGUAUGCAGUCUCUGUGUAAGUUACUACUUUGAAGUGGAAAGUGUAAGAUCAUACUGGAGAGUACUUUCAUUUUCUCACCCUUUUACCUUUGUUUUCCUUGCCUUGGUCUGAAUUCAGCAGUUCAUUGUGUUUCUGUUCUGCUACUAUUAAGUUUUAACUCUGUACCUUCUACAAGAAAAAGUUGAAAAAAAGAAAAGAUUCAGUA
Messenger RNA from Manihot esculenta (cassava), 2030 nucleotides. Its product is annotated as tubby-like F-box protein 8. The coding region runs from base 444 to 1718 and encodes 424 amino acids. Gene Ontology annotation, molecular function: protein binding. The transcript has 7 exons. The record is from RefSeq and is a predicted model, not a curated record. NCBI's taxonomy places the organism in Eukaryota, Viridiplantae, Streptophyta, Magnoliopsida, Malpighiales, Euphorbiaceae.